AUGGAAGUGGCAGCGCCCCUGAGGCAGGUGCUGCCCGCAGGAAUCCCAGAGCAGGAAGAUCUAGACCUAAAGGAAACCCCGGAAGGAUUGCCCCCUUCUAUCCUUAGGAUCAUACAGAGUAGUGAAUCCAUGAUUCAUCAACAGAGCACGUUAAUGACUGGCUUUGGACUUGACUUUCCGUCGAAGGCCAAUGGGCCGUUACUACGGCAAAUGAAACCUCCAGACUUUGUGGCUUAUAUGAGGAGAAGAAAACGUACUGUACAAUUAAUGACCAGCCUGAUAGUGCAGAGCCUGGGAUACUUUUGGACAUACCUGUAUUUUUCUCAAAAUAUUGCAUUUGCAAUGGACAGUGAAUAUACUCCUAUCGUUGGAACUUCAGGAUACUCACUUUGGGCCUCUUUGCUUUUUAGCCUAUCAGGAAGUUUUUCAAUAGCAUUGCAGAGGAGGCCUUCAAAUCACAUGCUGAUCUGGACUAUGACAAUGAACAUCUUAAGCAUCUUUGCAACACUAAUAGGUGUGUUUUUAAUAACACUUGAACUGAUGAUGACUUCAGGUAUACAAUCUUCUUUGUGGCAAUACAGAAGUGGUAGGAUGCUUACAGGAUAUCUCUUCCUGUUCACUGUCGUGGAGAUGUGUAUGGCAUGCAUAGUAACUGAGUGGACCUACAGAGCAAGACAAACAGAAGAUUAA
Molecule: messenger RNA, 690 nt
Organism: Microtus ochrogaster (prairie vole)
Lineage: Eukaryota; Metazoa; Chordata; Mammalia; Rodentia; Cricetidae
Product: membrane-spanning 4-domains subfamily A member 13-like
Exons: 6
Coding region: 1-690 (229 amino acids)
Biological process (GO): cell surface receptor signaling pathway
Cellular component (GO): plasma membrane
Source: RefSeq, a predicted model, not a curated record